Messenger RNA from Tribolium madens (black flour beetle), 583 nucleotides. RefSeq lists its product as uncharacterized. The record is from RefSeq and is a predicted model, not a curated record. Bases 15 to 563 code for a protein of 182 amino acids. NCBI's taxonomy places the organism in Eukaryota, Metazoa, Arthropoda, Insecta, Coleoptera, Tenebrionidae. The transcript has 4 exons.
AAUUGGAAGAAAAAAUGAAGAACACACGUGUGAAUUUUGCAAUCGCACUGUAUUUUCUUGUUGCUUGGGCCACUAUUGCAAAAAUGGACAAAGAAACACUUUCAAGUCCCAUAAAGGUCCAACCCAGGCAAAGCGGGAAACUCGAUGCUUUCUUGUUGUUAAGAAACACCCAAUCUGGUUAUGUUUUACAAGCUGACGAUUAUUAUGUCGUACUUGGGGACAAUGCCAAGAUUCCAAAACAAAAAUGGGCCCCGGAAUACCUACAUCAUGGAAAAUGCAAGAUUGUCAAUCAAGGCAACGGCAAAUAUUUGGAUAUAGAACAGAACGCCACAGUUGGAUCACGACUAAUUACAUCAACACCAUUUCGAGACGAGGAUAAUUUGCAGCUUUGGCACAUUGGUUUUGAGGGUCAAAUUGUUAACAGUCAAGUCGGACUUGCAGCAACUGUUGCCCUACCAAAUAAUUCCCGAUUUGCUUACAAGACAGGACUACCAAUAGUAGGCCAAUAUUAUUAUGGGGUUCGAUGGCAGCAAUGGGGAAUAGAAUUCGUAGAUUAUUAUUAAUUUGUUUUGAAAAUUACAGU